GGCGUCGUCGGGAGCUACGGCGUCGCCAUCGUGCUCUUCACGCUGCUCCUCAAGGCCGUGACCUUCCCCCUCAACUACCAGCAGAUCGAGUCGACGACGAAGAUGCAAGCUUUGCAGCCGGCGAUCAAGCGCAUCCAGGCCAAGUACGCGGCGGACCCGCAGCAGAUGAACAUCAUGAUGGCCGAGCUCUACCAGGAGAACGAGCUCAACCCGCUGGCCGGGUGCCUGCCCGCCUUGGUGCAGAUUCCCAUCUUCAUCGCGCUCUACCGGUCGUUGCUGUCCCUGGCCAAGGAGGACCUCCUCGAGGAGUCCUUCCUCUGGAUCCCGAACCUCGAGGGCCCCGUCUACGGCGCCCAGAACGCGGACUGGCUCUUCAAGUUCGACCAGUGGAACGGCGCGAUUCCGCCGCUGGGCUGGCACGACACGGUCGCGUACCUCGCGCUCCCCUGCCUGCUCGUCGUCGCCCAGAGCGCGUCGACGACGCUCCUCCAGCCGCCGGCGGACCCGAACAACGAGGCGGCGCAGACGUCGAACCAGGUGCUCAAGUACCUGCCGCUCAUGGUCGGCUUCUUCAGCCUCAACGUGCCCGCGGGCCUGACCAUCUACUGGUUCUGCAACAACAUCAUCACGACGGCGUCGACGCUCUACAUCCGCCAG
Molecule: messenger RNA, 657 nt
Organism: Aureococcus anophagefferens
Lineage: Eukaryota; Pelagophyceae; Pelagomonadales; Pelagomonadaceae
Exons: 1
Biological process (GO): protein insertion into membrane
Cellular component (GO): membrane
Molecular function (GO): membrane insertase activity
Source: RefSeq, a predicted model, not a curated record